CUUGUAACACGCAGUUCUCGAAUAGAACGUAAUCGUAUUCCGUUCAAAUAAAAAUCAACCUGAAAGCAACAACGAGCAAAUUUUUCUUCCACCUUCUCUUGCAAAUUUAAACGUUAUUACUUGUAAUGAUACUACGAUAGUCAUUUAGAUAUCAGUGUACAUCGAAGCAAUUUGCAAAGUUUGUGCGGACGUUAACUUCGUUGCAACAAAAGACGGUCAGGGUUGAUAUCUUGGUGAACAGCAGCGAGUGAUUUCUGUCUUGCAAUCGAAACUUUGUAACUUCGAAAGUUAGUGACUAGUGAACAAGCUGAGUGUUGAAUAGACAUUUUGGCGGGUUUUAAGUACAUAUAUCGAAGCUGCAACAAGUAAACCCGGCGAAAAUGAAGAAGACGAAAAAUCUUCAAUUACUUGCGACGUUUCUUCUAUUGGUGUUUUUCGUAUCACCAUCGUCUACUUGGGCUCUUACGACAUUCGGCAAACCCAGCCCAACGCAGAACCAAAAUUCUCCACCACCGCCUACACCAGUCGGGAAAGCUCGAGAAUGUAAAUUGGAGUCUGAUUGCGCUGGAAUCCAAAAUACAACAUGUAUGUCGGAUCAUCGUGACGGAAGAACACGUUGUCUUUGUGGAGACUAUUCCGCUCCUCUUAAUGGCGCGUGUACCAAUAAAUUCAAAGCGUUACAUACUUCAUGUAAUGAUGAUUCUGAAUGCAUUGAGGGUGCACAUUGCGUACAACGGAACAAUACCAUGUCCGGAAAACGUUGCUAUUGCCAAGAAGGAUAUAACGAAGAGGGUGUAUUAUUUUGCAAUGGUAGCUCAUCCGUCCUUAUAUUUCACACAACACUUCUGUUACUUACAUUGAGUAUUAUGAAACAAAACUUCUGUUAAUUUGAAUAUUGCAAGACGAACCUUAUAAAUUCUUCAAAA
Molecule: messenger RNA, 926 nt
Organism: Bombus huntii
Lineage: Eukaryota; Metazoa; Arthropoda; Insecta; Hymenoptera; Apidae
Gene: sosie
Exons: 4
Coding region: 381-887 (168 amino acids)
Source: RefSeq, a predicted model, not a curated record